Molecule: messenger RNA, 654 nt
Organism: Plasmodium vivax (malaria parasite P. vivax)
Lineage: Eukaryota; Apicomplexa; Aconoidasida; Haemosporida; Plasmodiidae
Exons: 1
Coding region: 1-654 (217 amino acids)
Source: RefSeq, a predicted model, not a curated record
AUGGCCAAGCGAAAGUACAUGUCCAAAGUUGACGGCAAGAUAAACGUCGGAGAGAAGCACCAGGCGAAAAUCCCAGACCUCGUGGUGACGGACGAAAAUGGGAACGACGUGGUGAACGCAGAGGUGGAGGAGCAAGUGGGGGGAGACAUCGUGAGUGACGUCCGAACGAAUAAGAGGGCCCGCGUGGAAGACGAGGUGGGUUCUAACGCCGGAGAAGGGGAAGCUAACGCCGGUGAGCAGUUAGAACCCGAAAUUGCAGAUGCACUAGUUGGGUCCAGUCCAAACGGGGAUAGCAACAAUAACAAUGCGGCUGCCUCGAAUGAAGGAGCCGCCGCUGACACUGCCGCUGACGCGAACGAGGCGAACGAGGCGAAUGACGCGACGCAAGACACAAAUGCAGAGGACACUACGGCGAAUGACGUGGCCGAUAAUGCUAACACGUUAAAUGAGGACAACCAGGACGACGCUGGAGCCAGUAACGUGGCGGAGGCCUCUGCUGGAGGGAACUCCAAUGGAGACGACGUGGCCACGCCUGAUGAUAAUGCAGAUUCGGCCAUCACGGAGGAGCCAAACAACGAGACUAAUGGAAGUGCCAACGAGGGCGCGAGUGAAAAUGUUAAUGAGGAGGCCGCGCCGGCGGAGCACACCGAGUGA